Messenger RNA from Camelus dromedarius (Arabian camel), 3928 nucleotides. It is a transcript of the gene SPMIP7, whose product is annotated as sperm microtubule inner protein 7. NCBI's taxonomy places the organism in Eukaryota, Metazoa, Chordata, Mammalia, Artiodactyla, Camelidae. Gene Ontology annotation, biological process: spermatogenesis. The coding region runs from base 2534 to 3856 and encodes 440 amino acids. The transcript is spliced from 9 exons. The record is from RefSeq and is a predicted model, not a curated record.
ACCUCCCCGCCGCGCUCCGCCCGGAGGUUCGCCCGACCCCGCGCGCGCGGGUAGCCGGAGCGGCUCGGGGAGGAGCAGCCCGCCUGUGUGCGGCUGGGAGAGUUCACCGCGUGUGGACACUGCACACCCGGUGCUCGGGGCCCGGCCGAGGACGGUGCGCCCUGCCGCCUUCGGGAGGAAGGAGCGGGCGGCCCGGGGCCAGGCCAGCCCGGGGUGCGCUGGUCCCGGGCGGGCGGCCUCCAGCCGGCGGGCCCCCGCCUGCGUGGGCCCGGGUCUCGGGGAGUCGGCGCCGUUAGGAGCGUGCGGGCCCCGCCCCGGAGGGCGUCGCCCGUGCUGCCCUGGUGGACGCGCUGGGCGCCCGGUCGGCUUUGCCACCGUUUUAACCUCAGCCUCGUAGGGUGGCUUCUGGUAUACUGCAGGCAUUCGGAUAGUCCACAAUUUAAAAAAAGGAAGGGAAAGGGGAGGAAAAAGGAAAGAAGGAAAGGGAAAUGGGGGGGGGGGAAGGGAGGAGACAAAAGGAAAAAAGGGAAAGAAAGAGAAAGGAAGGAAAAAAGGGAAGGGAAGAGAGAAAGAAAAGGAAAAAAGGGAAAGGAAGAGAGGAAGGAAAAGACGGAAGGGAAGAGAGAAAAGGAAAAAGGGAAGAAAGAAAAGGAAAAAAGAGAAGGGGAAGGGAAGAGACAAAAAAGGAAAAGGAAAAAAGGGAAGGGAAGAGAGAAGGAAAGAAGGAAAAAGGCAAGAAAGAAAAGGAAGAAAGAGAAGGGGAAGGGAAAAGAAAAGGAAAAAAGAGAAAGAAGGGGAAGGGAAGAGACACAAAGAAAGAGGGAAAAAAGGGAAGGGAAGAGAGAAGGAAAGGGCCCACCUGGCGGGACCAGGAUGAAGGCGUUUCUUAAGGGUUAUGUAAAUAUCCUAGGAAAUCCUUAGUUCUUAUUAACAAAGUAAAUUGAAAUUUCUGCAUUUCCCUUGUGGUUUUUUUUUGGCUACAAUUAUACAUGUGUUAACUAGUAAGAUGUAUACAGUACAGUUUAUUGCACUGAGUAGAUUUACUCCUUCAGGACUUCUAAUCUACAUAAAGUUCUGCAUUAAUUUAGCUUGUUCCUGCGUGUUUAAUAAAGAGAGACCUGGAGGGCUUCGAUCCAGCUGGCACUUUGGCCAAGGUCUUGCUGUUCCUCUACACCUGGUAAACAUAUCUAUUUACUGAAUAGUGCCCAGUCACUACAUUUGUCUAGGCACAUAUUCUACUACAACUUUUAAUUUUUAUAAGCAAGUAAACCUGCAUGAUACGAUUUUUACCAAAUCAGUGUUGAACUGUGGGCUUCUAGUGAAUAAAGGGUACAGGGGACUAUUCAGGCCGUGCUAAAUCCUGAGGCCUGUGUUUUCUGUAUCCAAGAAUUGGCUUCAGUUCAUCAGUCCAUCCCCCCCCCCCCCAGCCUCGGUCUGCUGUGCAAAUUCCAAAUAGUCAACCUGAGAAUAGGAAGUAAUAUUGGCGACCUCAGUUAAUGGGUGGUGUGAGUCCGAAGGGGGAAAACUUAUGGCUGAAAAUCAGAAAGUAGGUCUGCAUUCAUGUUUGCAUUUUGCACUCCAGCAGGGAUGCUGUGAGCCGUUGCGCCCAAAUCCUAUGGCCUGGAGUUCCUUCGGUAGCAGUUUUCAAGCAAGACCAAGUUAAUCUAGUUGAAAUGAGCUUUUAAGUGGACAGUAUAUUGAUCUCUCUUUUUUAUUUUUUUUCCACAUGUGAGCUAAUGGCUGCUACGUGCUGCAGUUUCCUGAAAUGACUUAGGGACCUCCUUGCUCUCACUCUGGACGUCAGUCAGGGUAGCAAAAAGAUGAGUAAGGACAGUUUAGGGCACGUGAACAGUGAGUCUGUACUUUGACUAUAAACUGCAAAGUACUUCCCUUAAAAAUUAGAUUCACUAGUUUAACCAUUGUAUAAUACACCUUCAUUUUUUUGCCCUGCAUUUAAAUGUACAUUUAUUUAGGUAGUGUGUUUUGUGAUUUAUUAUAAGGUAAAUAACUAAUUACAGUCAGAUACAUUUUAAAAAAUAUAUUGUCACUCGGUUAACUGCUUUAACUUAGACUCUACCGACUCUCACUUGCCCAUGAAAUACCACCUUAGGGGAAAAUUUAAAAAAUUACAUGUGCACGGUUUCCCUGAGCGUUGGUGAGGAGACCAUCAUGGGGGUGGCACCCACAAAACUGCUUUGUUCUUCCUAAGAAUUAAAUUAUGAUGUACGUAAUAAAUGGUCCAGUGUGGUACAGUUCUAGCCGUUGCCAAGCAACAGGGACUCUUGUUUGUUUUGUUUCUGUUCUGGUCCCUAUUAAGGACCUGUCCUUCCUUUGGUGCAGGAAAAAUACCUUAAAAAUUAAAAGAAAAAAAAAAGCAACCUACUCUAUUGAUAUUUAGAAAGCCAGAUCGAAAACUAUAUUAGAUUAACCCAUCCUCCUUGAUGAUUGGAAAUCCAGGAGUUUUAUAGUUAAAGGGAAAGGGGACACCAGAAGACUUAAUACACAGUCACGCAGAGUUUUAAAGAGGAAAGCCAUGGCCCUGGAUUGGCAGCACGCGCCUGGAAAGAUAAGCAUCGCUGAACCGUCCUUCCUUUCCGGAGCGAAGGCUGUUGAGAACAGAGAUUACCCACACUACUGUCAGCUCUUAAGGAAAAUGAACAUGCCUUUUGUGAGAGGGGUUGAGGACAGACACGACUGCGGCAGGAUUGAGAAGAAGGGCAGCCCAGCUUUCCUCAAGUUCCAGCCCCACCCGCCUUCUGUGCUGCCGGACUACCAUUUGCAUUACCCUCACCCGCCGCCGCCUGGCCCGGGUUACCCGUUGUUUCCCCUGCGGGAUGAUGUCCCCCUGGGGGAUCCCUGCUCGGGGUUUCUGAGUCCUGGUGGCGACGCCGAGUUAAGGCCUGGCGUUGGCAGGAGCGUCCCAAGCCUGGCAGACGUCAGCGACGUGAAGCCCCAGCAUCGCGUCCCCAGGCCAGACACGGGAUUUCAGACGAAGCUGAAAAGGGAAAAAGUUUUAUUGGAAGAGCUGCAGCAGGACAGGAGGUGGAAUUCCAGGGCAGUACCAGACGUCUCCAUCAGAGCAAGACUUGGAGGUUGGACGAGCCCCGUGAAGGUCACUCCGCUGCAGCCUCGUCGUGAAGGAUGCUCAGUAAAUCACACAUACACGUUUGAUGAGGACGCAGCGCGUACAGAUGAUGGAGAGCUGCUUUUACAGCCAAACAAGAAAUCUAAUGCCAAAAGCUCAUUUUACAAGUCCUCUACACAAAAAGCUUACGAAGUGGUCCCUUGGGACAAGAUGAUACCGCCAAAACUUGAUCCAGAAGAAACAACGGUGGAAAAAGCUGCUGACCUCGUCUCACAGUGUUUUACACUGAAGAGAUAUGAACCAUCUCCAGCAAUAACUCAGAUGGUCGGUGGACUCUGGGACAGGUUUCAAACGAGAUCUUUCUUGGCCCCAGUGAAACCAGUUAACUUUGUGAGUCCGAGUUCCAGAAGCAAAUACGUUCCCCUCUAUACUGGCUGUGUGCAGUCUACAGAUGCCGAUGACCUUGACAACCCCUGGGGCGACAUCACGUCCCUCGCCAAGCCCCGGAGCUCGGAAAUUCUCCGCACAACAGCGAGUCGCUCUGCACAUAUGCCUGGAUAUGCUGGUAAGGUUCAUUUCGCAGCCACCCACCCGGCAAAUUCGGAUAUUCCAUCGACGACCCCCUCUCCAGAUUCAGAAGUGCAGAGCGUCUUACGGCAAGCAACGGUGGUCGACGUGUUCCGUCACCAGGCCCCGCUGUCCCGGAUGGUCACAACUGUGAAACCCUACAACCCCUUCAAUAAGAAGGAAAAUGGAACGGUCGGCUACUGAGAGACACCCGCCCUCCGAGGGGGGGGGCCUGAGGCACUGCGCAAGGUGCAGGGGCAAAUAAAGGAAAUUUUA